AUGUGUUUUGGUAUUUUUUUGUAUCAUGAUAAUUUACAAAUUAAAGAAAUAACAACUGACUAUACGGAUUGUAAUGAUGGUGGUAUUUGUAGUAUAACAUUAAAUAUUUCAAAUGAUAUUAUUGGAGAUGUUUAUUUUUAUUAUGGUUUAGAUAAUUUUUAUCAAAAUUUUAGAAUGUAUAUAAAGAGUAGGAGUAAUGAACAAUUGAUGGGAGACUUAAUGAAUACACAUAAAUGUGGUUCAUAUUCAUAUGAUGAAAAUGGAAAAGUUAUAGCACCAUGUGGAGCUAUUGCUAAUUCAAUGUUUAAUGAUACAUUUGAAUUAUUUUUAAAUAAAAUAAAAGUACCAUUUACUUAUAAAGGUGUUGUUUGGGAAUCACUACUUAAAAAUAAAUAUAAAAAUCCUCCCUUAAUUAAUGGUGAUCUAUGCCAAUCAUUCUCCAAUACCACUAAACCACUAAAUUGGGGAAAAGAACCAUGUAAAUUAGAUGAGGUAAAUCCUGACAAUAAUGGUUUUCAAAAUUCUGAUUUUAUUGUUUGGAUGCAAACAGCUGCCUUAAAUAAUUUUAGAAAUUUAUAUAGAAUUCUAGAUAAAAAUAAUAGUAAAAUUUUUCAAAAUGGUCUUCCAAAAGGUUUGUAUACAUUGAAAAUUAUGAAUAAUUAUCCUGUAAAAAGUUUUAAUGGAAAGAAAUAUUUUAUCAUUUCGACAACCUCAAUUUUUGGAGGAAAAAAUUAUUUUAUGGGUAUAGCAUUUAUAACAGUAUCUUCGAUUUGUUUAACAAUAGCAAUUACAAUAAUAUUUUUUAAAUACAAUCCCAUAUAUAAUAUCAAUAGAACUUAA
This is a messenger RNA of Strongyloides ratti, 840 nucleotides long. Its product is annotated as Protein of unknown function DUF284, transmembrane eukaryotic family-containing protein. Gene Ontology annotation, cellular component: endoplasmic reticulum; Golgi apparatus; plasma membrane. The record is from RefSeq and is a predicted model, not a curated record. The coding region runs from base 1 to 840 and encodes 279 amino acids. Lineage: Eukaryota; Metazoa; Nematoda; Chromadorea; Rhabditida; Strongyloididae. The transcript has 3 exons.